Molecule: messenger RNA, 756 nt
Organism: Cornus florida
Lineage: Eukaryota; Viridiplantae; Streptophyta; Magnoliopsida; Cornales; Cornaceae
Exons: 1
Coding region: 1-756 (251 amino acids)
Molecular function (GO): nucleic acid binding; RNA-DNA hybrid ribonuclease activity
Source: RefSeq, a predicted model, not a curated record
AUGCCCAUUCGCUCGCCAAGUUUAGAAAUUAAGACUUCUUCGUGUCGAUUUUCUGAUGUCCAACCCACCUCUUGGCAAAAGAGGUGGUUUGAGUUGUGUGCUCGUUGGUCUUCCUCGACGGAACUUGUUGACUAUAGUGGGCUGGCAGCGUUCAUAUGUUGGUUCGUUUGGAAAAGUGGGAAUGCUCUUCUUUUUAACAAAUCUGCUAGAGAUCCCUUCCAGGUUGCUCAGACCACUUCUAUAGACUUUUAUGAAUUUAAGGAGAUUUUUCGUCAGAACAGUCUUUUUUCUAUCCCUUCGCAACCUUCCUAUCCUAUUUCUGAGGUGUGGACUGCCCCACUGGAGGGUCUCCUCAAACUAAAUAUUAAUGUUUCUUUCAAUUCCCUCUCACUAACUUGUGGUGGUGGAUUGGUUCUGAGAAACCAUCUAGGCAGACCUAUUAAAAUUGUUUCAAUUUUCUUUCAUUCGGUUGGAUAUCCAGCUUUGGCCGAGGGUCUGGUUUUAAAGGCCUCACUGUGUCUGUUAAAGGACUGGGGUUAUCAUCAUGCUAUAGUGGAAGGGGAUUGUCAAACUAUGCAGCGCCUUCAACCUUCAGUGGAAUCUCUCUUUGUUGUCAUGGAUGACAUUUCUUCCCUCCUCUCAGAUUAUCCGAAUUUGUCCCUCGCUUGGACUCCUAUAAUUUGUAAUGUGGUAGCUCAUUUAGUGAGUAAGAAGGCUCUUGAAGCCGGUUGUGGUGAUUUGGAGUGGAACAUAUAA